UUUCGAUUUGACUGUCGUACCCUAUUACAAGUAAGUAAUAUUAGCAAUGAGCACAACAAGCAUAGCAACCGUGCUCGUGCAAGGGGCCAGUCGUGGAAUUGGCUUGCAGUUCUGUAGGACACUAUUGUCCAGGCAACCAAAUACAUGCGUGAUAGCCACGUGCAGAAACCCCAACCAGGCAGAUGACUUACAGAGGCUGCUAGAAGACGAACCAGAACGCCUGCAGGUGCUUCAGGUUGAUGUCACUGAAGAGGCGAAAAUAAAGGCUGCAGCAGAAGAAGUUGGUAAGCGGCACGGGCGUCUGGACCUCCUCAUCAACUGUGCUGGUGUUCUCCACCCAAGUGGCCGCGGGGAAACCAGUCUCCGGGAUGUCAAUAUGCAGGGAUUGACGGAGACAUGCAGAACAAACGCCUUUGGCCUUCUUCUGAUGGGCAAACAUUUUGGCCAGCUACUGACCAAAGGAACUGCCAUGUUUGGAACACACCAGCCAGACUCCAAGCGAACACACUCCGGCAUUAUGGCAAACAUAUCUGCCAAAGUUGGAUCAAUCACUGACAAUGGUCUUGGUGGUUGGUACAGCUACCGGAUGUCGAAAGCUGCUCUCAACAUGGCCACAAAGAAUCUCAGUAUCGAGCUGGGACGGGGCCGGACCCCGGUCAUCUGUGUUGCCCUGCAUCCCGGCACAGUAGACACUGACCUCUCCCGACCUUACCAUAAAAAUGUCAAGAACCUUUUCACCACAGAAGAUAGUGUGAAGAAACUGUUAACUGUGAUAGAUAGCUUGACUGUUGAUGACACAGGAAAGUUUUUUACUUACAACAAGGAAUUGUUACCAUUUUGAUAACACUAUUCACUAUUAUUGUUAUUAGAUGAAGCCAUUUUCUAGAAAUGGAUCUCAAAUGGACUCACUCAUGCUUUGUAAAAUGCACUUUUUUAUGACAAAAUAAAGCGUGGCUUAUCA
Molecule: messenger RNA, 961 nt
Organism: Mya arenaria
Lineage: Eukaryota; Metazoa; Mollusca; Bivalvia; Myida; Myidae
Product: C-factor-like
Exons: 5
Coding region: 47-841 (264 amino acids)
Source: RefSeq, a predicted model, not a curated record